Messenger RNA from Amphimedon queenslandica, 1258 nucleotides. RefSeq lists its product as uncharacterized. The record is from RefSeq and is a predicted model, not a curated record. Bases 41 to 1132 code for a protein of 363 amino acids. Lineage: Eukaryota; Metazoa; Porifera; Demospongiae; Haplosclerida; Niphatidae. The transcript is spliced from 8 exons.
CAUAGGGCAGACUAAUGUUGCUCUACCUAUAUAAAGACAAAUGAAGCUUGUUACUUUUCUUUUGGUGGCCCAUUGGCUUUGUUCUCUUGCCUCCUCUCAAGCAACAGUUGAAUUAUCUCCAUCUACCGGUAAUGUCUCAGUAUGCCAAGGAGAAGUACAAAAGAUAACUUGUACUGUGAAUGGAUCUCAAGUAGUGGCCUGGCAAUAUAAUGAAGAAUCUCUAAUUUACUUCGAUGCUGUAAAAACUGGUGAAGAUAAUACCACACUGUUUAAUUUUAAAUUACUGUGUCAUAAUAAUGUCACACUAAUCUCAACUGCAGUUGGUAAUGUGUCUACUUUAAUAAAUGGGAGCACCCUUGAGUGUAGGAAUACAAUACCAGACAUUAGUUCAAGUAUCAGACAACAUAUCAACUUUACUGUUAAAAAUACAAUACCUAUCAGUUAUCUUCAUGUUGAUGCUGUAUCAUCAGAUACAUUAUUAAUAAUUUGGGCUGGAGCUGAUUGUAUACAAUCUUAUGAUGUAUUAAUUAAUGGAACUAAUGUUAAUACUACCAGUGGAAUGAGUCUAUUGUAUAAUACUGGAGGAGCUAUUGGCAGUAUUGAUGUAUUGGUUAAUAGUGUUGAUUAUUAUGGAAGAGCAGUGGGUAACUUAUCAACUCAAUAUCAAUUUAACACACAUGAUUUUGAAGUUAAGGCUAUUGUACGUAACAAUACUUCCAUCAUUAUCGCAAUUAAGGAUAAUUACAUCAAUCACCGGCCUGUUCCAUUGUCCUGUGAAUUAAUAGUAUCAAACUUAACUCAGUCAUCAUCAUCAAUGGACUGUCUCUCUAAAAGACUGUUUAUAUUCACUAAUGUCACUGAAGGAGAUGUGUAUAAUUAUACUGUUACUAUUACUAAUGUCAUUGGGUCUGCUGUUAAGAAUGGUUCCAUAGUACUACCAGUACAAGUGUGCCCGUCACAAGCUCAAAAUUUCUAUUCAACUUUGAUGAUGUCUCAACAGUCUCUUUGUUUAUCAGAUACAAGCACCAGUACUUCAACAACUACCAGUAAUAGACCUGGUGGAUCAAAUUGUGUCCUUCCUUGGAUAUUUGGUGUAGUAGCUGGGACAGUAGUGGCUUCACUUUUGAUUUAGCUUUUACUUCAAAGACUUACAGCCUCGUGUACUAAAGGAACAUAUUAAGAUUGUCUUCCUAAGUAAAAAUUAUUAUAGUUUUGUAGUUUUUCAUUAGUAUCAGUUUUAAUGAUUACAUAGAUAUUU